CAGUAGCCGGUAGAGGCGCGCCUGCAAUGUUGCGCAAAUUCCUCUUGACAGCAGUCGUAUCGUAUUUCGGACUCUAGGCCUUCUCUACGUUCCAAUGGAGAAAGCCGCUGGUUCUCCGUUUACACGUGGCGGAGCAGAGGUUGAGCCCAGAAGAAGGACGGGCCAUCUUCGUCGGUCCUGUGAGACAUGUCGGAGGUCAAAGGUCCGGUGCAUUCCCAAAGCAGAUAGCAGCAAUGCAUUUCCACUAUGCGAAAGAUGUAGUGUCAAUGGGACGGCUUGCAUCUUCGAGCGCGCCAUUGCUCGACCUCGACAAACCAAAUCGAUGCCGAAAUCGAAGAGGAAAGUUGUUGAGGAGAAGAUCGACGGACUAGUUACGCUCAUAUCGUCGAUAUCUGCAAAGUCUACCGCGAGGGAAGUUCAGUCUCCAACCAAUGUAGAUUCAACAACAUCUCUAGGGGCAAAUAGCUCACCAGAAUGUACAACAUUAUCCCCAACUGCUCGCCAGGAUGUGGUUGCAAAGGGAUUUCUCACCACGGAUGAAGCAAAGCAGCUUCUAGCCGAUUUCGCUGCUGCUUCUGAAGAAUUCUCGCCUGUACUGCUUCCACCUGAAACUAGCUUGGAUUACCUACGGUUGGAGAGACCUUGCCUUCUCCUUGCAAUUCUCGCCGCUUGCGCUCGAGAUCAUCUUCAAGUUAGACUGGAGGUAGAAUUCCGAAAGAUGCUGGCCGACAGAGUGAUUGUGAAUGCCGAGAAGAAUCUAGACUUGUUACAAGGGCUAUUAGUAUAUCUUACUUGGAAUCAUCUCUACUUCAAUCCUGCUAAGGAACAGAUUUACCAGUUAUCUCAAAUGGCGACUACAAUGGCAGCCGAGCUCAAACUUCCGCCCGAUGACUCAAUUAAAGACACCUUAAUUCAGCAGCGCGGAACUUUUGACAAAAAUGGGCAAUACUACUUUAUCAUCGAGAAGAUGAGAACAUUUGUGGCUUGCUACUACGUUGACUCCUGUAUCUCUUUGGCAAUGAGGAAACCAACCCACUUUAAAUAUUGCAGAACUGUCGCCGAUUGUUGUAUCUUGCUGCCCUAUGUCUCACUCACAGCAUCCGAUGAAAUUUUAUCUUGCUUUGUGCAAUUGCAAGGACUGGCUGAGGAAAUCGAUCAGCUGUUUCAGUAUAACAAUAUCCGGUGGUUGGAGGUUGUGGAUCAUAUGCAGAUACAAGUAAUGAUGAACAAAUUCAAGGAAAAGCUGGAUGAACUAGUCAAGAGCUUUCCGCCUGAGGCAAAAGCAAACAGCUUAAUUCAAAGGAAAUGCCUUUAUAUCCAGAUAUACAUACAAGAAGUUGGCCUUCAUUCCCCGCCACAUCAUGAGGUCAAUCUUGACUUCAGUACAAUGUGUUGCAACUGGUGCUCAUCAUUGCCACGACUUAAUAUCGCCAUCUCGUGCAUUCGAGCGGCGCAGACUUAUAUCAACGAGUAUGUCUUCUUAUCUCCGCAAAGUCUUCGAACUACUGUUCUGUUUCAAGAGUCGGAACUUCUAUAUGCCAUUCUUGUGCUCGCUGCAGCUACACUUGGGGGCGUGACUGUGAGCGAGCCUGGCCAAUUACGUGAACUCGCAGACAUUUCGACAUAUCUUAUCGCUCUCCGCGAUAAAAUGUUGACGAUGGGAACAAUGUCAGAUCAUGGGCAAGAUAGACGCGACUACUUCUGGAAAAUGACGCAAUUUUUCAAGCAUUGCUUGAACUGGAAAUCUCAAGAAUCUGGCAAUCAGGAUCCCUGUCUAAGCACCUGUUCCUCCAGUAGCGACGACAGCAUGUCGUUUUUGAGAAUCUUGGAGAAUAUACCCACAGAGGAAGUGAUCCAGAAAGACACUAUGUUUAAUCUAUUGGAUAUGAGCUGGAUAAUGAUCGCCUCUGAGUUUUAAUAUUGUUUUCUUAAUUUAGACUUGGCAAUUCAGAGCAAUCUGAAUGUGAUAUCAGCCUUGGUAAAUGAGAACUGGAAAGGAAUAUGAUCUUUUGUACGUUUAAGUCUAUUUGGAAUCUUGUUUAGUAGUGCUCAUUUAGAUUACCCCACCCACAGUAAACUGUG
Messenger RNA from Trichoderma harzianum CBS 226.95, 2082 nucleotides. RefSeq lists its product as hypothetical. The coding region runs from base 95 to 1918 and encodes 607 amino acids. Gene Ontology annotation, biological process: regulation of DNA-templated transcription. The record is from RefSeq and is a predicted model, not a curated record. Gene Ontology annotation, molecular function: zinc ion binding; DNA-binding transcription factor activity, RNA polymerase II-specific; transcription cis-regulatory region binding. Gene Ontology annotation, cellular component: nucleus. Lineage: Eukaryota; Fungi; Ascomycota; Sordariomycetes; Hypocreales; Hypocreaceae. The transcript is spliced from 6 exons.